Messenger RNA from Schistocerca cancellata (South American locust), 615 nucleotides. RefSeq names its product protein ATP6V1FNB-like. Lineage: Eukaryota; Metazoa; Arthropoda; Insecta; Orthoptera; Acrididae. The record is from RefSeq and is a predicted model, not a curated record. The transcript is spliced from 3 exons. Bases 1 to 615 code for a protein of 204 amino acids.
AUGUAUAAUCAGCAGUUCCGAUGGAGCGGCGCCUACGACGCGCAAACACAGCGGCUAGGCUGCGAGCGCGUGCUCAAAGAAGCAAAGAUGACACUGCGCUGGUUGCACGAAUACCGCGACCUGGCGUACGGACGGACGGGCGAGCAGCGGUCCCCCGCCACACAGCGGUUGCUCAAUGAGCUCGAGUACCAGGGCUUCGCACCGGGUCCACUCGAGACGUGGUUCACGGGACCUGGCAAGAUAGAGACCUACCUGGUGCCUCAGAAACUUCCUCCACUCCCAAGCACCGACCCUCGCUGUACACUGCAUACCAUGCGGCCAAUUCCAGAAGACCAGGAGAAAUUAUUAUACACAGGGCCAACGAGAGAUGGCAGGCUGAAGUACCUGUCACUGCGGGAGAAGGUUUCACCCAUUGACCGGUACUACUACCCAGCCUCAGUGAACCAGCGCUACGGCUGGCUGGCACCAGCAAUGCGUCAGGCGCUGAACCGGCCAGAGUGUGCGAGGAGUGAGCAGCCACGGCGUGCUGCGCUGCGCAGGAGGGACGUGCGGCCAGACCCCCCUGGACUCCGGAGGCCACUCACUACUAAACCACCAGAACGUGCCGAACUCUAG